Spizellomyces punctatus DAOM BR117 is the source of this 1882-nucleotide messenger RNA. RefSeq lists its product as uncharacterized. Gene Ontology annotation, molecular function: amino acid transmembrane transporter activity. Gene Ontology annotation, cellular component: vacuolar membrane. The transcript has 5 exons. NCBI's taxonomy places the organism in Eukaryota, Fungi, Chytridiomycota, Chytridiomycetes, Spizellomycetales, Spizellomycetaceae. Gene Ontology annotation, biological process: amino acid transmembrane transport. The record is from RefSeq and is a predicted model, not a curated record. The coding region runs from base 179 to 1798 and encodes 539 amino acids.
GAUGAAUCACACCGCGUCAAAUCGGUUUUUUGUCACAUCCAAAGGGCUCCAGCAACUGUCCAAAAUGACUUGAUGACCCUCGAUACAAAGGAAAAACGCACAGACACAUAUCCAGUAACUGCCCACACGCCUCCAAUACCCAGUAUCUCCGGUCCCCGACCCCUUCCAUCCAUUUUGCAUGGCGACGUCCGGCCAGGCUCCUCCACCCUCUCGCCCACGACCAACCUCCAUAUCUCCCCGUCGUCGCACAACCCAUGUCUUUGUCUCUACACCAGAAGAAUAUGACGAUACCCACUCUUUUGGAGGUCGGGGAGAGUCGAACAGCCAGAGAUCUCGUCUGUCGUGGCUAGGCAGCUGGUCCUCGGUUCUUGGAAAGCAAGAAAGUCAUCAGACAGUGUUGGGCGAGGAGGUAUUUGUUGACCCUAUCGGUGAGGGCAGUGACGAGGAACAGGAAGAGGCUAUUGGAUCGGUUAGAUCGGGACGGAGUACGCCGUCGUAUAUAGGUGGAUCGGAUCAUGUGCCUGUUGAAGAAGAUGGCGAACUUGUCAACGAGCAGACUGCAUUGCUGCCAAAGUCUCCAGUUACAUAUCACACACCGAGCUCGACUGCCAUCCAAACAACGCUCAACUCCAUUAACCUCCUCAUGGGGAUGGGUAUCCUGUCUUUUCCCUUUGCCCUUUCUCUGACCGGCUGGAUUGUCGGUAUAACCCUUGUUCUCUUAUUUGCUCUCAUCGCGUCCACUACUGCCAAACUUCUCGCGAAAUGCAUGGAUGUCACCCCCAUUGAUCUACCCACAACAACAAGCAACCUGCCCCCGCGUCCUAAAUCCAUGUCGUACGGUGACGUAGGGCAGGCUGCUUUUGGAAGAAGGGCAAAGAACUUCAUUGCGAUCGUGUAUCUGGCCGAGCUAUAUGCAGCCUCGACGGCGCUGCUCAUCCUCGCUGCGGAUUCCAUACAUGCGCUAUUUCCGCACUGGAAACUUCUCCACAUCAAGCUAGGGGUGGUGGCCCUCCUGAUAUUGACCACAUGGCCGAGGAGCGUACGGGGCCUGUCGUAUGCAAGCUUGGUAGGGGUCGUUGCUAUACUGAACCUUUUGACGAUUGUGGUUGUGGAUGGUGUGACGAAGGCGGAUCCGCCCGGAAGUUUGCUACAACCCGCAGAAACAAGGCUGUGGCCAAAGAGUUUCGAUCGAGUUGCGCUGGCAGUUGGCAUAAUGUUUGUUGGGUAUGAUGGCCAUGCCGUUUUUCCCAACAUAUACCGCGACAUGAAAUCCCCGGUUCGCUUUGCAAGAUGCAUCAACGUAACAUAUCUGGUCGUGUCAGCGUUCUACAUAGCAAUCGCUGCGUGCGGAUAUUUGAUGUUUGGCAAUGAUGUACUACCAGAGAUCACCUUGAAUCUUGCUAGCAUACCCUCAUAUAAUCCCGUUUUAAAUAAGCUGACACUAUGGCUGAUUGCCAUAAACCCUGUCACCAAGUAUGCGCUGGCAGUUCGACCGGUUCAUAUGGCCAUCGAAAACACCCUUCAUCUAUCGCCUCCGUUCCAUCUCCUUGCACGUACAGUUUUAUCGAUCCUUAUUCUCCUCACAUCGCUCCUCUUUCCUCAAUUCCACCGUUUGAUGGGCCUACUUGGCUCGGCGUUCUCGGGGACGGUCGCGAUUGUGUUUCCUUUGCUCUGUUAUUGGAAACUGUUUGGUGGUUCUCUGGGGGUACUUGGACGAGCUGUGUUAGGGAUGGGAGUUGGCGUGGGUGUGCUGGUGAUUGUUGUGGGUGUUUGGGGCGUUGUGGGUGCUCGUGUUUAAGGUGAUGGCAACUCACCUCCUUUGUUCUUCUUGCAAAUAGUAAUUAUAUAUAACUGGACCAAUUUCCUUUCUAUUUUUCCCUCA